CCCAGAAACAAAUCCAAUAAAUCUCCCUAGAUUCUACCAUUAAUAAAUUUGAUCGUUAUAUUGAAAUCAGACCGUUCAAACAUAACCUUCUAGAAAACGAUAUUUUUAUUUUGACAAAACUCUAUAAAUCAACGUUAAACAUCCUUUAUCAUUAAUUUCGAUCGAACAGUCGAAAUCAACAAUUGCAUUACAUGAUUAACACUCAUAUAUAGCUAGAGAAGAAGAGAUAUAGAGAUAGAGUCUUAGCAAGUUAGGGAGAAAUGAAGACAAGCAAAGUUGAAAAGAAUACAUGGUCUUUGACACUAUGCUUUGUCUUACUUUCUCUCAUUACAAUCUUUCUUCCUUUUUGUGAAUCCUUCAACUACGGCCAAGCCUUGUCACAAACCCUUCUCUAUUUUGAGGCACAACGUUCAGGUCACUUACCCCACAAUCAAAGGGUCAAUUGGCGUCACCAUUCUGGUCUCACUGAUGGCCUAGAACAAGGGGUGGAUUUGGUGGGAGGCUACUAUGAUGCAGGGGACAACGUGAAAUUUGGGCUACCGAUGGCAUUCACCGUAACUCUCCUUUCUUGGGCUGCUAUAGAGUACGGCGAAGAAAUCGCCGCAGCCGGAGAAUAUGUCCAUGCAAUGGAGGCUAUCAAGUGGGGGACUGACUAUUUCAUCAAGGCUCACACACAACCAAAUGUUCUAUGGGUAGAGGUUGGGGAUGGAGAGACUGAUCAUUAUUGUUGGCAGCGGCCGGAGGACAUGACAACGCCACGAAGAGCAUAUAAAGUUGAUGAAAACAACCCCGGCUCAGAAGUCGCUGGCGAGACGGCCGCAGCUUUGGCAGCUGCGUCUAUUUUGUUUAAGAAAACAAAUCCACAUUACUCUCAUCUACUUUUGCAACAUGCACAACAGUUGUUUGAGUUUGGUGACAAGUUCAAGGGCAAGUAUGAUGAGAGUGUUGAAGUGGCUAAAGGUUACUAUACUUCAGUUAGUGGGUACAUGGAUGAGUUGCUAUGGGCAGCAAUUUGGUUAUAUAAGGCCACAGAAAAGGAUGAAUAUUUGAAGUAUGUUUUGGAGAAUGCUAAUGAUUUUGGUGGGACCACUUGGGCUAUGACAGAAUUUAGCUGGGAUGUUAAAUAUUCAGGUGUUCAAGCCAUUGCUUCAAUGCUCCUAAUGGAAGAAAAACACAAGAAACAUGAAGUGAUACUCAAACAAUAUCGUUCAAAAGCAGAACAUUAUUUUUGUGCAUGUCUUAAUCUCAACAAUGCAAGUAAAGAUAACGUGGAUCGCACCCCAGGAGGUUUACUAUACAUCCGCCAAUGGAACAAUAUGCAAUAUGUUGCAAAUGCAGCAUUUCUUCUGGCCAUUUAUUCUGAUCACCUCUUAGCUACAAAUCAAAAAUUGCAUUGCCAAAAAGGUGAGGUGGGUCCCAAUGAACUCUUAGCCUUUGCAAAAUCACAAGUUGAUUACAUCUUGGGUUCUAAUCCAAUGGGUAUGAGCUAUCUGGUUGGUUAUGGUUCAAAUUUUCCUCAAAGGGUGCACCAUAGGGGUGCAUCCACUGAAUCAUACAAAGGGAACAUGGGUUUUAUUGGGUGCACUCAAGGCUAUGAUAAUUGGUAUGAAAGUCCUAAGCCUAACCCUAAUAUUCUCAUCGGUGCCCUUGUUGGUGGACCUGAUAAUAAGGACCAAUUUAGAGAUGAAAGAAGAAAUUUUGAACAGUUGGAGGCUUGUACCUACAAUACUGCUGCACUUGUAGGAGUUUUUGCUAGAUUGUAUAAUUUAGAAUAAUAAGGUGAUGUUUAAUGUAUUUGUUGAUGAACCACCUUUGAUAGUUCUAGCUAAAUGACAUUGUAUGAUAAAAAUAAUAACUAAA
Molecule: messenger RNA, 1860 nt
Organism: Medicago truncatula (barrel medic)
Lineage: Eukaryota; Viridiplantae; Streptophyta; Magnoliopsida; Fabales; Fabaceae
Product: endoglucanase 11
Exons: 5
Coding region: 261-1775 (504 amino acids)
Biological process (GO): carbohydrate metabolic process
Molecular function (GO): hydrolase activity, hydrolyzing O-glycosyl compounds
Source: RefSeq, a predicted model, not a curated record